CAGGGAAUCCACGUCUCGCCCACUGUGGUGUUUGACGGGAUCCGCGACGACGGCGUGUCCAGCUCGUGGACCCUGGAACAGUGGAAGGCCUGGCUCGCGCCUAGGCGUGAUAAUGCGGGCUGAUAACAAUGCGCCCAAAAACUCACACCAGCAGCUUCUUUUCUCCCGCUCUCUAAAAAUUAAAAAUCCCCUCUAGCUUCUGUCAGUCCAUGUCGCUCGUAGACUUCUCAAAGUGCUCGCUGUGGGUCAGCCUGGCUUCCAUCACCUUCAACCCGACAUUCUGGAACAUCGCUGCCCGGCAAGAGUACAAGACGCACUGGAUCACCAAGCUCUUUGGCAACGACAGGUACAAGGGAUGCUACGCGAUAGCUGCCACCAUCUUCGGUCUCGGCAUCGUGCGCGACCUGCUGUUCAACCGCGCCAUGGGCGAGCAGCCGACCCUGGCCCUGCUUGACACCUUUGCGGUCAAGGCCAUUGCGCUGGCGCUGUUUGGUGCCGGCAUGACCUUUGUUGUUUCCUCGACAUACAUGCUGGGCAUCACCGGCACGUUCCUGGGCGACUACUUUGGCAUUCUGAUGAAUGAGCGCGUAACCGGGUUCCCAUUCAACGUUCUCGAGAACCCCAUGUAUGUGGGCUCGACCAUGUCGUUCCUGGGCACGUCGCUGUGGUACGCCAAGCCCGCCGGCCUGCUGGUCACCGCGUACGUGUGGCUGGUGUACGACAUUGCGCUCAGGUUCGAGGGGCCCUUCACCACCAUGAUCUACGCCAACCGCGACACCCAGGCUUCUGGCGACGCCAAGCAGCGCAAGAAGAAGCUGUAGGAGUUUA
Linderina pennispora is the source of this 828-nucleotide messenger RNA. RefSeq names its product phospholipid methyltransferase. Gene Ontology annotation, biological process: phosphatidylcholine biosynthetic process. The transcript is spliced from 2 exons. The coding region runs from base 210 to 821 and encodes 203 amino acids. The record is from RefSeq and is a predicted model, not a curated record. NCBI's taxonomy places the organism in Eukaryota, Fungi, Kickxellomycota, Kickxellomycetes, Kickxellales, Kickxellaceae. Gene Ontology annotation, molecular function: S-adenosylmethionine-dependent methyltransferase activity.